AGGCCCCGCCCCCAGGCUCUGCCCACACACCCCACACACACCGGCAGCGCCAGCCAAUGGCUGGGGUCCUAUAAACUCUACCGUCCGCGCGCUCGAGGCAAGAAGCUAGAGGUAGCCCCGGCUAGCGCGGAGAUCGUGGGCCGAGGGUCUUGGGAACGAGCUCGCCAGGGAGCAGGAGGCCAAACGACCGGAAUCACAGUCGGAGUCUCGGAACCGGAGCAGAAGCCUGAACCGGAGAGCGCCGCCCGUCCGCCCGUCACCGCCCGCGCACCCAGCGCUGCCAGAGCCUCCGGCGCAGCGCGGCCAUGGAGCCUAGCAGCAAGAAGCUGACCGGCCGCCUCAUGCUGGCCGUGGGAGGGGCAGUGCUCGGCUCCCUGCAGUUCGGCUACAACACUGGAGUCAUCAAUGCCCCCCAGAAGGUGAUUGAAGAGUUCUACAACCAGACUUGGAUCCACCGCUAUGGGGAGAGCAUCUUGCCUACCACGCUCACCACGCUGUGGUCCCUCUCCGUGGCCAUCUUCUCUGUAGGAGGCAUGAUUGGCUCCUUCUCUGUGGGCCUUUUUGUUAACCGCUUUGGCCGACGGAACUCAAUGCUGAUAAUAAACCUGCUGGCCGUCCUGUCCUCUAUGCUCAUGGGCUUCUCGAAACUGGCCAAGUCCUUUGAGAUGCUGAUCCUGGGCCGCUUCAUCAUCGGUGUGUACUGUGGCCUGACCACAGGCUUCGUCCCCAUGUAUGUCGGGGAGGUGUCCCCUACGGCCCUCCGUGGGGCCCUGGGCACCCUGCACCAGCUGGGCAUCGUUGUUGGCAUCCUCAUCGCCCAGGUGUUUGGCCUGGACUCCAUCAUGGGCAGCGAGGAGCUGUGGCCCCUGCUGCUGAGCGUCAUCUUCGUCCCGGCGCUGCUGCAGUGCGUCCUGCUGCCCUUCUGCCCUGAGAGCCCCCGCUUCCUGCUCAUCAACCGCAACGAGGAGAACCGGGCCAAGAGCGUGCUGAAGAAGCUGCGCGGGACGGCUGACGUGACCCGCGACCUGCAGGAGAUGAAGGAGGAGAGUCGGCAGAUGAUGCGGGAGAAGAAGGUCACCAUCCUGGAGCUGUUCCGCUCGCCCGCCUACCGCCAGCCCAUCCUCAUCGCCGUGGUCCUGCAGCUGUCCCAGCAGCUGUCGGGCAUCAACGCUGUUUUCUAUUACUCCACAAGUAUCUUCGAGAAGGCGGGGGUGCAGCAGCCUGUAUAUGCCACCAUUGGCUCCGGCAUCGUCAACACAGCCUUCACUGUCGUGUCGCUGUUUGUGGUGGAACGAGCCGGCCGGCGGACCCUGCACCUCAUAGGCCUGGCUGGCAUGGCAGGCUGUGCUGUGCUCAUGACCAUCGCGCUGGCACUGCUGGAACAGCUGCCCUGGAUGUCCUAUCUCAGCAUUGUGGCCAUCUUUGGCUUCGUGGCCUUCUUUGAAGUGGGCCCUGGCCCUAUCCCAUGGUUCAUUGUGGCUGAACUCUUCAGCCAGGGUCCUCGCCCAGCUGCUAUCGCUGUUGCUGGCUUCUCCAACUGGACCUCCAAUUUCAUUGUGGGCAUGUGCUUCCAGUAUGUAGAGCAACUGUGUGGUCCAUAUGUCUUCAUCAUCUUCACCGUACUCCUGGUUCUGUUCUUCAUCUUCACCUACUUCAAAGUUCCCGAGACGAAAGGCCGGACCUUCGAUGAGAUUGCUUCCGGCUUCCGGCAGGGAGGAGCCGGUCAAAGUGACAAGACACCCGAGGAGCUGUUUCACCCCCUGGGGGCCGAUUCCCAAGUGUGAGGUGCCCCACACCACCAGCCCGGCCUGCUCCCAGCAGCUCCAAGGAUCUCUCGGAGCACAGGCAGCUGGAUGAGACUUUCAAACUGAUGGAUUUCAGCAGAGCCGGGCCUGGGGCUCCUUUCUUCAGCCAACAGUGAUGUCCAGAAGAAUAUUAGGACUUUAAUGGCUCCAGGAUUUUAACAAAAACAAGACUGUUGCUCAGAUCUAUUCAGACAAGCAACAGGUUUUAUAAUUUUUUUUAUUACUGAUUUUGUUAUUAUUUUUUUAUCAGCCAGAGUCUCCUGUACCUACACCCAGACUUCACUCUGAAUGGCUCAGUACCUGAAGGUGGGGACCAAGUCCUGCCUAGACACUUGCCUUCUUUGCCACGCUAAUCUGUAGGGCUGGACUUAUGACCAAGGACAUACUAAUCAAACAACGAACUAUGAGGCUUCUACCCCAAGAGGUAGCUGUGGCCGCUCUCUUCUGAGGCCUGGAUCUCCCCACCCUAAUGGUUAGGCUCCACUAGGGUUCGCCCAUACCCAUCCCUUCCUGCCCAACCACUCAAAGUAAUCUUGCCUUGCCUGAGACCAGUUGGGAACACUGGAGUGCAGGGAGGAGAGGGGAAGGGCCAGACUGGGCUGCCAGCUUCUAGUCUCCUUUGCACUGAGGGCCAGACGAUCACCAUGAGAGGAGGGCCGUAGGAGACUGAGAACUCACUGCUCAAGAAGACAUGGACACUCCUGCCCUGCUGUGUAUAGAUGGAAGAUAUUUAUAUAUAUUUUUUGGUUGUCAAUAUUAAAUACAGACACUAAGUUAUAGUAUAUCUGGACAAACCAACUUGUAAAUACACCACCUUACUUCCUCUGUAACUUACCUAAACAGAUAUAAAUGGCUGGUUUUUAGAAA
Messenger RNA from Leopardus geoffroyi (Geoffroy's cat), 2672 nucleotides. It is a transcript of the gene SLC2A1, whose product is annotated as solute carrier family 2 member 1. The transcript has 10 exons. Gene Ontology annotation, biological process: D-glucose transmembrane transport; response to insulin. The record is from RefSeq and is a predicted model, not a curated record. Gene Ontology annotation, cellular component: basolateral plasma membrane; apical plasma membrane. Bases 306 to 1784 code for a protein of 492 amino acids. NCBI's taxonomy places the organism in Eukaryota, Metazoa, Chordata, Mammalia, Carnivora, Felidae.